AUGAGACAGAAAAAUUGUAACCAGGUUUAUGACCACCUUUUCCAGUCUGGCCAGGUGUCCUUUGUGAUUUUUAUUUUGUGUUUGAGUUUUUGCAAUUGUACGACUCAACCCCCCACCGAAACCCCUGAACUGCUUUCCGCUACUAAAACCAUAUGUCAUCAUUUGCUACCCGGUCUGCACAAAUUACGGCGUGGUGUCGAUAUUACAAAACUUGACUUGCUUCCCUUGAAAGUUAACAGCGAUGAUGGCUUCAAGUAUCCAGUUAUUGACUUCAACUGCGCAGACGGUAAAACUCAGUAUAUUGGUGAGUCCGUGUAUAAUGUACCAGACGAAAUUUUUACAGUCACACCUAUGUCCAAAGGCUUGUUGAAUGAACAAGUGAAUAUUGUGAAGAAAUCAUCUGAUGUUUUGAAAAUGAUGAGUGCUAACAUUGGCUUUGAUACUGUAAUUAAAGGAUUAUUUUCAGCCAGUUCCUCUUACAAGAAAAUGACCUCAUCUUUCUACAAUGAAUCCCGUUAUGUUGAACAUGUUGUCGCACACCAGUCAGUAUCAAGGGCAUCUCUUAUCCCAAAAUUUUUUCUCAAACUUGGCAAAUAUGCUCAAUUGUAUGUAGACAAGUUUCUCCCAAUAAAGAAAGUGGAUACCAAAUUCACAGCAAGUUCUAAUCAGAUUAUCAGGUAUUAUGGAGGUGAUACAAACCUGUUGGUUUCAGGAGGAAUAGCCAAGUGGCAACCAACAGUGGCCAAAAAUCCAUGGGUCUUUGGUGGCCAGCUUGUUCCUCUUGAUGGUGAUGGUGGUCAGUGUGGAGGUGGUGCUGCACGGAAUCUUUGUGCAAAGGUUGGAACUAUGACUACUUAUUACAGGGAUGAUACUGAUAAACGUGGAGGAGGUUGUCGCAUGAAGUGGGGAAUCAUGAAACCUGGUAGACUAAAUGAAAGCUGGCUCAAACAGGUACAAAUUUGCUACAACUGGUGGCCUGAUGGAGAUGGUGGUCAAUGUGGAGGUGGUGCUGCCAGAAACCUGUGUGCUCCUAUUAAUCAAUUUACUGCUGUAUAUAGAGAUGAUACUGAUCGACGUGGAGGAGGCUGUCGUAUGCGAUGGAAAUUGGUUGUUCCUAGCAGUGCACCUAUUUGGCUAAAGAAUAUGAAACUGUGCUUCCAGUGGUACCCUGAUGGUGAUGCUGGGCAGUGUGGAGGAGGAGUGGAUAGAUUAUUGUGUGCUACUGCAAAUAGCUGGACCACAGCCUAUCGAGAUGACACUGACAGAAGAGGUGGUGGCUGUCGAAUGCGUUGGGGCCUUAUUCCAAGUUAA
Acanthosepion pharaonis is the source of this 1311-nucleotide messenger RNA. NCBI's taxonomy places the organism in Eukaryota, Metazoa, Mollusca, Cephalopoda, Sepiida, Sepiidae. The record is from the annotation of a GenBank genome assembly.